UUGGAGUUGGAGAUUGAUAAUGGGUGGUGGGAAAUUGUUUUUCUCAAAGUUUAUGGUGGAAAGAUGCGAUUACGGCAAACCUUGGGUUGGGAAAUUGUCAUUCACUCAACUUAAAAAGUGUAACCCUAAAAGCAGCUUUUCAGAAGCUGUUUUGCAAUUGUACGAGGGCAUUUGUAGAAAGAUUCGCUACCCAGUUCAAGCUGAAAAUUAGAAACAAUUCAAUACCUCACUUUUUUUUCUAAAUCUUUCUCAUCGGCUGAAGUUGUGGCACAUGAUAGAGAACAACAUUCAUUCACAGUGUCUUAUUUCACAAACUCAUGUGGGUUGUCCCUAGAAAUUGCUGCUUCUUUGUCAAAGAAAGUAACUUUUGAAACCCCAGAAAACCAGAUUCUGUACUUGGCCUUCUCAGAAAAAAAAUAAAAUGGUUUUGCCAAUGUCCACAUAUCUAAACUAGUUAAAAAUGACCGAAAGUGCUUGUAGGCAGUGUUGAGGAAACUCUUUUACCCAGCUUGAGUUCUUCCGUUCCGUGGGAUUUCUGGUACUGACCUUGGGAAUGUACUGUCCUCAAACCCUUUUGUACCGUAGUUUAGAGAAACAAAUUAUCCCUAACUAUAAUUUCCUCAAGAGUUUGGUUUCCAACAGUGAAAAAAAUUGUAAUGUUUGGAAGUGGGCAAUUCAUUUGCAUGAUGUGCAAAAGAAAGUUGUUCCCAAUAUGCCUGCCUUGAAAGGAAUUGGAGUGACACAAUCAGGUAUUUCAACUUUGGUCACCUCAAAUCCUGGUGUAUUGUGUGAAAGUUUUGAGAAGUUUGAUGAAUGUGUCAAGAUGGUUUUCGAGAUGGGAUUCAAUCCUUCAACCAGUGCAUUUAUCCACGCACUUGUAGCAGUAAUGGCCAUGACCGACAAUUCCUGGGAACAAACAGUCACACAACCCCAACUCCUAUAAACCUUCAGUUUUUGUUCCUGGAAACCAAACUCUUGAGGAAAUUAUAGUUAGGGAUAAUUUGUUUCUCUAAGCUACUGUGCAAAAUAGAAGUGUUUGAGGACAGUACAUUCGCAAGGUCAGUACCAGAAAUCCCCACAGAAUGGAAAAACUCAAGCUUGGGUGAAAGAGUUUCCUCAACACUGCCUACAAGCAAUUUUGGUAAAUUUUUAACUAGUUUGGAUAUGUGGGCAUUGGUAAACCCAUUUUUUCCUGUGAAGGCCAUGUCUAGAAUCUAGGAUUGUUUUCUUGGUGUAAUAGCACAAAUUGUCAUGUUGGUUUGCUCCUAACACCAGUUGGCGGAGGUGUCUUCUUUUUCUCCUCUACUCUUCAAUCUGGAAUAGGACUUGUUCGUUUGCUCCUGAUACCAGUUGGAGGAGGUGUCUUCUUCUUCUUCUUUACUCUUCAAGCUGGUGAGUGAAAUCUACAUACUGAGCAAAACCUUCAAUACAUUGUUAUUAAUCUUUUCAACGAUUACGAUGUGUGGUUUUGUGUAUAGAAGGCUAGCAUAUGCACAAGUUUUACCAAAUAUUUAUAGGUGUGUCGUCCAAAAUUUAGGCACUAAUCAUGUCGAUUUGUGUUUGGGUUUGUUACCCAGUAGCAUUAGAUCAUUCUCAACCAAUAUAGAACAAGUUAAAAAGGAACACUCAUUUACUGCGUCAUACCUCAUAAAUUCAUGUGGGUUGUCCCCAGAAAAGGCAAAAUCUGUCUCCAAAAGAAUCAAGCUUCAAUCUACUGAACAACCAGAUUCGGUCCUGAAAGUUCUAAGAAACCAUGGAUUUACAGCUGCCCAUAUAACCAAACUUGUUAGAAUGCGCCCUAGUUUGCUUUUAGCCAAUCCUGAGAGGUCAAUUUUGCCUAAAUUUGAGUUUUUCAAGUCUUUGGGGAUCACAGAUGCUGAGCUUGCGAGUGUUUGCUCUUCAACUCCAGCUAUUUUGGGUCACAGUUUGGAGAACCUACUCAUUCCUAACUAUAAAUUCCUCAAAAGUGUGCUUCUCUCUGAUGCUAAUGUUAUUAAAUCGUUUAGAAAAAAAUCAUGGCUCUUUCAGCAAGAUUUGGCAAAGAAUGUGUCUCCGAAACUCACAGUUCUGAGAGAACUUGGAAUGCCCGAGCCUUUUAUUGCACUGAUUUUAACAUGUUUUGCCAGUAUUGUCCUCCAAAAAUUUGAGAAGUUUGACCAAAAUGUCAAGAAGGUUAUUGAACUGGGUUUUGAUCCUCAGAAAUGUGGGUUCAUCCAUGCAAUGCAAGUGUUUGCAGCAAUGAGUCAAUCAACUUGGGAACAAAAAUUGAACGUUUUCAGGGGGUGGGGAUGGUCUGAUAAGGACAUUAUGUUGGUGUUCAGAAAAUGCCCCAAUUGUAUGAAUACCUCUGAAAGCAUAAUGAAUGCAAUGGAUUUUCUUGUGAACAAGAUGGGUUGGCAGUCCACAGAUAUUGCCUUGUAUCCAGACGUUUUCCUUUUGAGUUUGGAAAAGAGAGUAAUCCCAAGGUGUUUGGUUAUUAAAGUUCUGCAAUCGAAGGGGUUGCUGAAGAAAAAUUUGAGCCCAAGUACAUGUGUAAAACCUGUUGAGAAGCUAUUCUUGGAUAGGUUUGUGACAAAAUACUUGGACCAGGUUCCUGAACUAAUGAAUAUCUAUCAAAGGAAGGAAGGCUUUCAGGAUCUGGAGAUGAAUAUCUAUGUUUCUUCCAGCAAACUAUAGCAUGUCAACUUUCCAAACCUAAAAUGAUUGUAUAAUCUCUAAUUGGUGAUUAUUACGUUUCAGCUUUGUAGUUUAUUGAACAAUGUUGAAUUACUUCAGUUAGUUCUGCAGAGCAACAUUGUUUUCAUCACUUUCCAAUUUGUAUUUGAUUGUAUACUUUAGUUCAUAUUUAGAAUGUGGUAAACUUUUAAGCUAAUUUGUUACAUGAGUAGUAGAUGCAGAUCUGAAUCUCAAUUAUGUGGUUUUGAUUUACUCCAGUCCCUGGAGUUUCUAACAAGCUUUUCCUUGCUAGCAACUUACAGUGAAGCUUGGAGGUCAGAGAGAGAGAUGAAUCAGUGAUAUUGAUUGACUUGAACAAUAUUAUAGAUGUGAUGCUGUGAUAUUUUUGGUUGCGCAACUUCUUUGUGUGGUUGAUGCGUGCUCCUGUAUAAUUGUAAUUGCAAUAUUCUAUCAAUCUCCAUUGCACUGGAGGCGGAUUUCAGGUAUACAGUGGUGAAGUUAAAUUCCUUGUUGGAAAGAGGAUAUGUUUAUUGAGACUCUGACAUCAGUGAAGGGGAUUGAUAGGUAGUCUUGCUUAACUAGAACCAUAUUUUGGAGUGAAUUUUAGUAUGUCUUUUGUGCUGAUGUUUUCUGAAAAGUACUUGAUGGACACAUUUUUGUCCAAGGUAUCAGGAACAGGUUCCGCAACUAUUUGAUAUAUUUCAGGGGAAAAUUGAUCUUUUGGAACUGGGCAUCAUCAGAUAUGAGCAAGAGCCUGAGGCAAAUCAACUGUAGCUUCGCAUUUGUUAAUUCUUUAUACACAUGGUUUUCUUAUUGUUGUUUGUUAUUUUGGGUGUCUUUGGCCCUGAACUUAUUCAGCUCUGGAUACAGCUGGCAGCUUCUUUUAUCAGCUCUCAUUGCUUAAUACACAGGAGUAAUAUACUGACUAAUUCAUGUUAUAAAAAUCUCUAUUUUGGUUCUGUUGUUUGCCCCA
This is a messenger RNA of Pistacia vera, 3649 nucleotides long. RefSeq names its product transcription termination factor MTERF15, mitochondrial-like. Bases 1459 to 2676 code for a protein of 405 amino acids. NCBI's taxonomy places the organism in Eukaryota, Viridiplantae, Streptophyta, Magnoliopsida, Sapindales, Anacardiaceae. Gene Ontology annotation, molecular function: double-stranded DNA binding. Gene Ontology annotation, biological process: regulation of DNA-templated transcription; chloroplast organization. Gene Ontology annotation, cellular component: chloroplast. The record is from RefSeq and is a predicted model, not a curated record. The transcript has 3 exons.